AUGAAAAUAUAUCACAAGAACUCUCAGUUUCUUCACAACCUCAUUGUUUACUCACUCACUUCAUUGGUUUGUAGCUUGUUCUUUUCAUAUCCCCAUUGGUUUCCCUCCCUGUGGUUGUCCAUCAACCAUUUUCUCUUCACCUCCCUCCCAAAUAUCUGGUCUUUCUUCUUCAACCCCAAGUGCAUUUUCCUAGUAGGAAACACCAUCAUCCUCUUCCUCAUUGGAGAAUGGAAACUUUUGGGCUCACAGUCUCCAGCUGCUGAGAUUUACGACGAGUAUGCCGAGAGGAGUCGAGCUUCUAGACGAGUACUGUCUGCUCUUCAAGAGGCAAAAGAGAUGGAGUUGGAGAAGAAUUUGGUUGAGGAGAGUCUGCAUAAGGUUGAAGAAGAGAAAGAAGAGAAAGAAGAGGAAGAAGAAAAAGAUGGUGAUGAAGAUGGAGAAGAAGAUCAACCUGGAUUACCAGCCGAGGAACUCAACAAAAGAGUUGAAGAGUUCAUUGCAAGGAUUAAUAAACAAAGGUGGCUUGAAGCCAAAUUACUGGUUCAUGAUGAUAGCAGUCCUGAGGACAUGCAGUUCUAACAGAA
Messenger RNA from Vitis riparia (riverbank grape), 584 nucleotides. RefSeq lists its product as uncharacterized. The record is from RefSeq and is a predicted model, not a curated record. Lineage: Eukaryota; Viridiplantae; Streptophyta; Magnoliopsida; Vitales; Vitaceae. The transcript has a single exon. Bases 1 to 579 code for a protein of 192 amino acids.